AUGGUUGUCCACAACGUCAAGAGCAAGGCCGAGUUCGACACCACCCUGAAGGAGCACGACUUCGUCCUCGUCGACGCUUUUGCCACCUGGUGCGGUCCUUGCAAGGCCAUCGCCCCCAUUCUCGUCAACCUCUCCAACGAGGAGAAGAACAGCAAGAUCCACUUCGUGAAGAUCGAUGUGGACGAGGUCCCCGAUGUGAGCCAGGAGCUCGGUAUCCGCGCCAUGCCCACCUUCCUUAUCUUCCAGAAGGGCGAGAAGGCCCAGGAGAUCGUCGGUGCCAACCCUACCGCUCUUAAGCAGGCUAUCGAGAAGUUUGCCGAGCUCGCCAGCACCGAUGCAUAA
Colletotrichum spaethianum is the source of this 342-nucleotide messenger RNA. Its product is annotated as thioredoxin. The transcript is spliced from 3 exons. NCBI's taxonomy places the organism in Eukaryota, Fungi, Ascomycota, Sordariomycetes, Glomerellales, Glomerellaceae. Gene Ontology annotation, molecular function: protein-disulfide reductase activity. Bases 1 to 342 code for a protein of 113 amino acids. The record is from RefSeq and is a predicted model, not a curated record.